AUGUCCAAUUUCUCAUUGUCGGCUUGGAUCAUGCUCCAACGGGAUAUCUUUCAUAACGUUCGUCUACGGAGGGUGUGCCGCCCGGAGGAUGCAUUUACUGUUAAGGCUCUUGGUAGCAUUGCAUUUGUUGAACCACUUUCUGAUAUUUCAAAUCGCAAUUUGUACCUCCAACCGAGGCGAAAGAUGCUGAAAGGUUCAAUAAUGCAUGGAUACGAAGAAGAAUAA
Molecule: messenger RNA, 225 nt
Organism: Sclerotinia sclerotiorum 1980 UF-70
Lineage: Eukaryota; Fungi; Ascomycota; Leotiomycetes; Helotiales; Sclerotiniaceae
Exons: 2
Coding region: 1-225 (74 amino acids)
Source: RefSeq, a predicted model, not a curated record